ACAGGGAAGGAGAGAGACUCUGAGCACCGAGAUGGCGUCUGCAGAUCUCACCUAUGAGCUGACCUGCCCCAUCUGCCUGGAGACGUUCACCGACCCAGUGUCUCUAGAAUGUGAGCAUCACUUCUGCAGGUCCUGCAUCUCUCAGAGUUGGGACAAGGUCCCGGGAGAUGUUUCCUGCCCCCAGUGUCGGCAGGUCUUCACCCAGAGGAACAUCAGGACCGCUCGGACCCUGGGCAACAUCGUGGAGAAGUUCAGGCUGCUCAAGGUGAAGGUGACACAGCCAGAGGAGGUGUUUUACUGUCAGGAACACGAGGAGAAGCUGAAACUGUUCUGUGAAGAGGAACAGAAAGCGAUCUGUGUGGACUGCUGGAGUUCAGGACAUCAAACUCACAAAGAUCUACAUAUCAAAGAGGCUGUUCAGAAAUACAAGAACAAGUUAGAAAAAUCACUGGAGUUUCUGCAGAAGCAAAUGGACCUCAGUCUUCAAAGUAAAAGAGAAGGAGAGGAAGGGAUUUUACAGAUGAAGGCUCAAGUUGACAGUCUGAGAAAUGAAAUCAAAAGUGAAUUUGAAAAGAUGCACAAGUUCCUGUUUGGGAAGGAAGAGCUGAUGAAAGCAGAGUUGGAGCGAAAAAGCAAUAAAAUAUUGGAGGAAAUGGGGAACAAUUUAAAGAGAACCUUGGAAGAAAUGUCUGCUCUUGAAGGAACAAUAAUAGAUCUUAAAUCGAGGCUGCAGAUACAAGAGGCCCCAGAGCUCCUGAAGGACAUUCAAGUUCUUUUGAAGAGGAGUCAGAUGGAGUUUCACAAUCCUGGAGCUGCCUCUUCUCAGUUACCUGUGGAUAUAGUUGAUGAACCAUUCAAAUACAUCAAUGUGUGGAGGGAAAUGAGAGCAGUGAUUUCCCCAGUUCCAGAAUCUCUCACCCUGGACCCAGAGACAGCAAACAAUCUACUCAGCAUUUCCCAGGAUUUGACUAGUGUGAGCCUCAGAAAUGAGGAGCAAAAUCUUCCAGAUCAGCUACAGAGAUUUGAUUGCUGCUUGUGUGUUUUGAGCUCACAGAGUUUCACAUCAGGGAAAAACUACUGGGAGGUGGGUCUUGGAAAGAAGUCAGAGUGGGUUGUGGGUAUCUGCAGAGAGUCUAUCAACAGGAAAGGAAAUAUCACACUUUCACCUGAUAAUGGAUUCUGGGUCUUCGCCCAAUUGUCUGACUGCAAAUCAUUGAAAAUCCCAGAUGUCAUCUCCCAGUUGAAAGUGAAACCCCGGAAGUUGGGAGUUUACCUGGACUAUGAGGGAGGACGAGUGUCAUUUUAUGAUGUUGAGGACAUGUCUCACCUGCACACGUUCACUGACACGUUCACUGAGAAACUCUAUCCCAUCUUUAAUCCUUGUAAGACUGACACUGCUGAUGACACUGAUCCACUCAGAUUGCUCACUAGUUAACGCAGUGGGGUUAACACAGUGGGGUUAACGCAGUGGGGGCAACACAGUGAGGUUAACACAGUGAGGUUAAUACAGUGGGUUUAACACAGUGAGGUUAACACAGCGGGGUUAACACAGUGAGGUUAACACAGCGGGGUUAACACAGUGAGGUUAACACAGUGGGGUUAACACAGUGAGGUUAACACAGUGGGCUAACAUAAUGGGGCUAGCACAGCGGGGUCAACACAGUGGGGUUAACGCAGUGGGGGCAACACAGUGAGGUUAACACAGUGAGGUUAACACAGCGGGGUUAACACAGUGAGGUUAACGCAGUGGGGUUAACACAGUGAGGUUAACACAGUGGGGCUAAUAAAGUGGGGCUAACAUAAGUGGGGUUAAUACAGUGGGGUUAACACAGUGGGGCUAAUACAGUGGGGCUAACAUAAGUGGGGUUAAUACAGUGGGGUUAAGAAUGGGAUUAACACAAUGGGGUUAACACAGUGGGUUUAAGAAUGGGGUUAACACAAUGGGAUUAACACAGUGGGAUUAAGAAUGGGGUUAACACAGUGAGGUUAACACAGUGGGGUUGACACAGUGCCACACGAGCUGGGACAUGUCUGCAAGUCUUAUUAAAAAAAUUUAUUAAACUUUAUAAACUUUCAGGAAAGC
Messenger RNA from Carcharodon carcharias (great white shark), 2083 nucleotides. Its product is annotated as zinc-binding protein A33-like. Gene Ontology annotation, molecular function: zinc ion binding; protein binding. The record is from RefSeq and is a predicted model, not a curated record. The transcript is spliced from 6 exons. Lineage: Eukaryota; Metazoa; Chordata; Chondrichthyes; Lamniformes; Lamnidae. Bases 32 to 1435 code for a protein of 467 amino acids.